AUGUCGUCGGCCCAGCGACGAGCAACAACUACGCGAUCCAGAUCCGCUUCGAACACGCAGAUCCCUGCGAACGGGAAAUUUUACACCAAAUCUACCGAACCGCCAUUCGAUUCAGAGUAUGACGACCAAUGCGCCCUGCCAUCGACUCAUGAAGCUCCUAUUAUACGUGGAAACUCAUUUCGGCGUUCACAUGGCCCAGAACAGUCAACCCGUGUUGGAGUAGUUAGGUCUUUCGCGGAGCGUGCGAGGAAUCUCCCACCUGAGCGCAGGCUUCCAGAGCCGCCUCGUUCAAGUCCAACGGAGCCUGUUCACGGUACUACGUCGAUAGGGACUUCCCCCGCAAAUCCAAAUUCUAGAUCGUCGUCGGUCCAAAAUACAGCGAGCAGUAUAUACCAAUCUCCUCCCGCUCCACGUUCUAUACCGCAAUCACAGCCUAGCGAACCGCCUUCCCCUGUGGCCCAAUCAAACCCAGACGCCGUUCCAAAGAAAGAUGAUAAACGACGGCGUGAUCGCGACUGGGCGCCCGCCCGAUCUCCCUUGCAGAAAUUGGAGGUCACAUUGAAGGAUAUCAGCAAGGAAGAAAAACGCGCGAGGGUGGAAGAAGCGGAGAUGCUGCUGAGAGAGGCCAAAGCCGGGCGUCAGAAUCGUCGCAUUAGCCAGGACGUGCGUCCGAGUCCGAGACUGAAGGAGAAUAGCCAGACUACAGAUACUAUGUCCCAGCAGCCGUCGACCCUCGAGGAAGCUGGGCUGACAAGAAGUCUAAGCACUAAACAACGAGAACGGCUACAGCAAAGUGCUGUGAUAGAAUCAACGAAACCCUCACCUGGUCGGUUUUCAACUGAUCGUGAAGGAUUCGAUUAUCAGCCACUGGAAUCAGAAGGAUUGAGGGAACCUAUGGCGUCCGAGAUGGUUGAUCAAGUGCGUGCUAGGCCGGAUCAAGAUCCUGAAUUUUCCCUCGAUGGAGGAGCAUAUCAAUUCAUGGCUGCGGCCAACGAGGACGAGUCGGCUCCACAGCAGAGAGUAGCACAACCGUCUGUAAAUCAGUUCAAAAACCGGGGUUACCUUGAGGACAGACGCUCAUGGCAGCAUCCACAUGCAAAUCCUUCUUCAUUUACACCGGCCGCGCCUGUACAGAGGAGCAACAGCCGAAAACUUCAAAAGCCUAUUCUUCGGGAACUUAGAGAACAGCCUGCGACAGAAUAUCCUGCCAAUACAAACCUAGCUUUCAACGCUAGUAGAACGAAAUCGUACGAUGAAGCUCUGGCGCUAAGCUCGCCGGACCCCAAAGACCAGGCUUCACACAUCAAUAAGCCCGUGGAUGGGCUACGGGCGACUAACGAUGAUUCAGUGGGCCAAGGGUAUGCCAAUGCCAGCAAUGAGGCCCAAUCGGACGACCUGGACUCCAUAACAGGACUGAAAAAGAGUGAAAAUAAACAGAAGCGAGUUUCUGUUACGUUUGCUGUUCCUCCUCCGACUCCGCCGCCGCUUGAUGAAUGGAGAAACGCAACAGUGGGCUUUUUGCUAGGGGAUGACUUCAAACUUCAAAGCCUUGACGGAAAGGCCUGGUGGGAAGGAAGGGGGGACUCAGGGAGACGCAAGAGAAAUCAAUCUGUAUCCCAGAAUAUACCCCGGCCUUCUCCCAAAAUAAAGAAAAACACUCCGUUUGAACCACCUCUAUACCUAAAGUGCGGACCGCUACUUCGAUUCACCGGUAUAAAACGGGAGCGAAUUGACGGUCGUACCGGGCCCGUUGAGAGAGAAAUUUGGAGAGGAAGCAUCAUGAUUGCUACCAAGGACUCUGCGUCUUCAUAUGAUAUUCCGCCAACGCUUCGCAUUUUUUCUCAGCCUCGAGAUUUGUUACCUCCACCACCCACCGAAAUUCGCCCUGAACACGGGGAGCUUGCGCCAGAAUACGUUGAUCCGAUUGCAGGGCUCACAAAGCUCUCGAGAAACGGAAAGCUACUCUAUGUCAAACCUGUGGACCACGUCGAAGAGGCAAAGGACCUCUGUUUUGUUGAAAAUGAAGACGGCCUUUUUGAAGAGUCACCCAGCCCCUUGGACUACAGCACCAGCAACCGGGUCGGUAAAUCGCCUGAUGCGAGAGUCGGAGACCUAGACGGGGAAUCCGUUGGAAGAUACAAAGAGAUCCCUGGAUUCCGACUUUACGCCGACUCAGCAAGAGACGUGACUUUCUGGCGGUUCAACAUUCAGAUCGAGCUCGGAAGCAAACAAGAGCACAUCGCCUACCGUAUCAACCAAGGUUCUGCUCAGGGUUUUUGGGUUCCAGCGAAAGGGCAGAUGAUGAACAUCAUGUUCCACAGCGGCAAUUGCUUCGGGGCGUCCGUUGACACUGAUAAAUUUAGCGGACCCGAUCCGUUAUGGCGGGAUGCUCUCAACGUCCACCAGACACGGCCAUUCCACGUCAUGAUCGGCGGUGGAUCUCAGAUAUACAAUGAUGCUGUAGCCUUCGAGACCGAACACUUUCAAAACUGGCUGGAUAUAAAAGUCAAAUAUGAAAAAUACCAGCACCCGUUCAAUCUAGAUAUCAAGGCCGAACUCGAGGAGUUUUAUUUGGACAACUACCUGCGAUGGUUUUCUCAGGGUCUGUUUAGCAUGGCAAGUGCCCAGAUACCGAUGGUUAACAUGUGGGACGAUCAUGAUAUAAUUAGCGGAUUCGGAUCUUAUUCGGAUGAACUUAUGACCUCACCAGUAUUUUCGGGAUUGGGAAAUAUUGCGUUCAAGUAUUACAUGCUUUUCCAGCACCAGAGCGUUCCGGAAGAGACGCAGUUGAACGAACCAAGUUGGAUAAUGGGUCCCGCUCCGGGUCCCUUUAUUGAACAGAAAAGUCGAAGUAUUUUUGUACACUUGGGUAGGCGGGCGGCACUUUUGGCGGUAGACUGCCGAACUGAACGGACCCGAUACGAUAUCUUGAGCGACGACACGUAUGAUUUGAUUUGGAAUCGCUGUCACGAAGAGAUCAUAAAGGGAGAAACGAAGCAUCUUCUCGUGCUCAUUUCAAUUCCCGUCGCCUAUCCAAGAAUGGCAUGGCUUGAAAACGUAACGAGCAAGGUCAUGGAUCCUGUCCGAUCGCUGAGCAAAGUUGGAUUGUUCGGGAGCUCAGAGACUAAAGUCGGGAGCGGUGCAGAACACUUGGAUGACCAUUGGACCGCAAAAUUGCAUAAGCUUGAACGGAGGUGGUUGAUCGAGGACCUUCAAGAACUCGCGGCAGAGAAAUCCGUCCGAAUUACCAUUCUGGGAGGCGACGCGAAUUUGGCGGCAAUGGGCCAGUUCUACACGGACCCGAAGCUAGAGAUUCCGAAGGAUCAGGAUUACAGAUAUAUGCCAAACGUGGUCUCUUCACCGAUUGUCAAUGCACCCCUGCCACAAAUGAUGAGUGACGCACUUAAUCGGCGAAACAAGGUUCAUGCCGUGGAUACGAAAACAAUGGAGGACAUGAGACCGAUAUUCACCCACGACGUUGACGGCAAGCCCAGAAAUAAUAAGCGUCUCCUGCCAAGAAGGAACUGGUGUUGCAUCCGGGAAUACGCUCCAGGUUCAACGCCAAUUGACACACCUUCAGAGCCAAGCACCCCGGAACCCCCCAGGGUGGGGAACCUUGCUAGAUCGUUGUCACUUAGUCGCGGGGAGGGCCGAGGUUUGGGGAGGUCGUUUUCUCUCUCUCGCCGGUUUUCAGCUCGCGGACCGCCACCAUCGAGAUAUGAACCAGCGGAAUACACUCAGCGCAGCAUGAGCUACGAUGACUCGCAACCCUUGGAGGCGCGAGAUAGCCCAUCACAGCAGGGACAGGCUCAUCCUUCCCAGCAAGCCGACGGAAGAGAACCCGAGCCCGGGGAUUUCAUCCGACGACGUACUGAUUUAAGCGCAAAGCAGAUCAAGCAAGCACUCAAACGAGGAAAUGACACGCAUCAUUUCAUUAACCUUGAGGGUGGAUUGGAUAUCACGUUGAACUGCGAAGUAAGUCCGAGUGAUCCUGCUGGCAUCACGACGCCGUACAGGGUCCUCGUACCUGCAUUAUCAUUUAACGGCGAGUUUGAGCCUAGCAUCCCUCUCCAGAAGAGACGGUGGUGGAUGCUCAGACGAAAGAAGCCAGAAACAACGCAACACGAGGAUAACAGCGAUGGAGAGUACGAUGAUCACACCAACCAGGGUGCCGAGAGGCCAUAUACCCCGCCGGCGCAGGAGAAACAGGGUCAAUUCUCAUCCCCUGAAGGCGUGGGACAGGGAUACGGUGGCGUGGAAGCGUACCGGCCGAAGAAAAAAAGGUUUGGAAUCUUCUGA
This is a messenger RNA of Coccidioides immitis RS, 4299 nucleotides long. RefSeq lists its product as uncharacterized. The transcript has 6 exons. The coding region runs from base 1 to 4299 and encodes 1432 amino acids. The record is from RefSeq and is a predicted model, not a curated record. Lineage: Eukaryota; Fungi; Ascomycota; Eurotiomycetes; Onygenales; Onygenaceae. Gene Ontology annotation, cellular component: membrane.